ACGGGCUCACCGGCAGCGGCAGCGGGAUCAGGGGACUCAGGGGAAUGUACCGGAGCCUACGCGGGAAUCACGGCCUCGGACUCGGCGCUGAGAUGAUCGUUGUUCCGCCUGCGCUGUGAGACUCGGCGGCAGCGCGACGCUUUGAUGUCGUUUCAUUAAACCCGACUUGUUUUCCAUAUUGUUCCGGCGCGUCUGUGAUGAAGUGACAGCGCGCUCCUGUGUGUGUGUGUGUGUGUGUGUGUGUGUGUCCGCGGGAUUUCUGCUUAACUCUAUCCUCUGUCCACUCGGAUAAUUCGGGAUCAGAUUGAGGCUGGCCGGUGUGUGGAGAGACAGACAGCAUGGCUGAGCCCCGGCGUGACAGCACCAGCAGCCUACAGAGGAAGAAGCCACCAUGGCUUAAACUGACCAUUCCUACUGCUCAGAUGUCUCUGGAUGAACCGCCCACCUUUGUCCAGCCGGUGAAGAGGCAGGGGUUCCUCCGCAGCGUCAGCAUGCCUGUCGAAACGACCCACUUUGCGUCCCCGCCGCACGACCUUUUUGAUCACCAGCGACCUCCGCUGCAGCACCAGACGUCCAUCACACAGACGAUUAAGAGGGGCACAGCAGACUGGUUCGGGGUUAGCAAGGAUGGCGACGCGACACAGAAAUGGCAAAGAAAGAGUCUGCGCCACUGCAGUCUGCGCUACGGUAAGCUGAAGCCUCAGGUGCUCCGGGAGAUGGAACUUCCCAGCCAGGACAACAUCUCCAUGACCAGUACGGAGACACCGCCGCCUCUCUAUGUACCUACGUCCCAGCACGGAAUACCAAAGAUCGUGGACCCGUUGGCGCGUGGACGGGCCUUCCGCAUGGUGGAGGAAGUGGACGGUUACAGCGUGCCCCAUACGCCCAUCACACCCGGUGCCACGUCUCUCUGCUCCUUCACCAGCUCACGAUCCGGUCUCAACCGGAUCCCUCGCAGACGCAAGCGUGAAUCUGUGGCCAAGAUGAGCUUCAGGGCAGCAGCUGCCCUCGUCAAGGGACGCUCGUUUAAAGAAAGCACGCUGCGGCGGGUUCAUAGGCGCAGCUUCACCCCGGCCAGCUUCAUCGAGGAGGACGUGGUGGAUUUUCCAGAUGAGUUGGACACGUCCUUCUUCGCAAGAGACGUCCUGAUGCAGGAGGAGAUGUCGACGUUUCAUGACGAGGUGUUCGAGUCUCCUUCUGACUCCACCACCAAGGACGUGGACAGCAAACAGUUGGACGAAUCCGAGCUGACGGGCAGCGCACUAGACAAGAACGAACUCGAGAGGAGUCACCUGAUGCUACCUCUAGAGAGAGGCUGGAGAAAAGCCAAGGAGGGAACUCCGGCGCCACCAAAAGUCCGGCUAAAACAGGAAGUGGUCAGCGUGAGCGGGCAGAGGCGAGGGCAGCGGAUUGCUGUGCCCGUCAAGAAGCUGUUUGCAAGAGAGAAACGGCCGUACGGGCUCGGCAUGGUGGGCAAGCUGACCAACCGGACGUACCGCAAACGCAUAGACAGCUACGUGAAAAGGCAGAUUGAGGAUAUGGACGACCACAGGCCUUUCUUCACCUACUGGAUCACGUUUGUCCACCUCCUCAUCACUAUUCUGGCUGUGUGUAUUUAUGGCAUAGCACCCGUGGGCUUCUCUCAGCACGAGACGGUUGAUUCUGUUUUAAGAAACAAAGGUGUAUAUGAGAAUGUCAAGUAUGUGCAGCAAGAGAACUUUUGGAUUGGACCAAGCUCGGAGGCUCUGAUCCAUCUGGGAGCCAAAUUCUCACCCUGUAUGCGACAGGAUGAGGAGGUGCACGCUCAAAUCCUGAAGAAACGUGAGAUCGAGCGCAACUCUGGCUGCUGUGUGCGCAACGACCGUUCGGGCUGCCUGCAGACGUCUGAGGAGGAGUGUUCGAGCACACUGGCCGAGUGGGUGAAGUGGCCCAAACACGACAGCACUCCACUACUAGAUGGCAAACCGCGCAGCUACGGCUCCGUUUGCCAUCAGGACCCCAGGAUUUGUCUGGAGCCAGCGUCUGUAGCGCCGCACGAGUGGCCUGAUGACAUCACCAAGUGGCCGAUCUGCACCAAGUACAACACUGGCAACCACACUAACCUUCCCCACAUUGACUGCACCAUCACCGGCCGGCCGUGCUGCAUCGGAACUAAAGGGAGGUGUGAGAUCACGUCACGGGAAUACUGCGACUUCAUGAACGGAUUUUUCCACGAGGAAGCGACGCUGUGUUCACAAGUUCACUGUAUGGAUGACGUCUGCGGCCUGCUGCCGUUCCUCAACCCUGAGAAACCGGACCAGUUCUACCGCUUAUGGCUCUCUCUCUUUCUACACGCUGGGAUUUUGCACUGCCUCGUUUCGGUGAUAUUUCAGAUGACCAUCUUGAGAGAUAUUGAGAAGCUGGCCGGUUGGCUGCGUAUCUCCAUCAUCUACAUCCUGAGCGGCAUCACGGGGAACCUAGCGAGUGCCAUCUUCCUGCCCUACAGAGCCGAGGUCGGUCCUGCAGGGUCGCAGUUCGGCAUCCUGGCGUGCCUUUUCGUGGAGCUCUUCCAGAGCUGGCAGAUCCUGGCACAGCCGUGGCGGGCGUUUGCCAAGCUCCUGUGCGUGGUGCUGUUCCUCUUCGCCUUCGGCCUGCUGCCCUGGAUCGACAACUUUGCCCACAUCUGCGGCUUCGUGUCGGGGUUCUUCCUGUCGUUCGCAUUCCUGCCCUACAUCAGCUUCGGCCGCCUGGACAUGUACCGGAAGCGCUGCCAGAUCCUGGUGUCGCUCACUCUCUUUGUGGGCAUCUUCUCGGGUUUCGUGGUGCUGUUUUAUGUCGAGCAGAUCAAGUGUGAGUGGUGCGAGCUGCUCACCUGCAUUCCCCUGACAGACAAGUUUUGUGAGAAGUACGACCUGAAUGCACAUCUCCACUGACAGAGACGCGAGGAAGAUGAGGCAGGACUUUGAGACACAGAGAGACAGGUCCAUUUGGUUCUGGUUCUGUUCCAGCUUUGGAUGUGAAAGCGCCUGUAGAACUGCCCCACGGCUCCUCCUGACGCAUGGACGAUGACAACAUGGACGAUGCUUGUGUUGUAUCUUUUUUUCCUCUCUUACUGUACGUUGCAACGCCAGUUUUGACCACUUGGAUGAAUCUUAAGAGAUCGCCGUCACCGCCGCCACUAACACCUCCCCCCACCCCCACCCCCUUUCUCCUGGUAGUUUUUUAUUUUUAGUUUUCUUGUCUGUUAUUGUUCAUCUGUGAAACACGGAGGCAGCCACGAGCGUCUCUUACACAUACUCCGAGACGCCCAGAGACAGAGACAGAGAGAGAGAGAUUAUAAGCACUGGUACCACAAACAGAAGAAUAGGUAUUACUAGAUGUAUUAUUUUUUACUUUUCAUAUUUUAUCGUGCCACGAAAUCAGGCGAAGGUUUUAGUGUUCAGAUAUAACCUCAGAUGUUUUUCCAGGGACAUAAAAGAAAAACAAUCGGAACCACCAGUGCCUUGGUAAAUCCUACCGUAUUUUGGUUACGUGUCGAGCACUCAAAUGUUAUUCUUUUAUUUGUGUACUGCUUCAAAUGGAGUAAUGAUGAAAUGUUUUAUUAAGGGUAGCGUUUUAGCUACCCUCAUGAUUACUUGUUACAAAAUACAGCUUGAAACACUCUUCACCUCA
Molecule: messenger RNA, 3651 nt
Organism: Clarias gariepinus (North African catfish)
Lineage: Eukaryota; Metazoa; Chordata; Actinopteri; Siluriformes; Clariidae
Gene: rhbdf1a
Product: rhomboid 5 homolog 1a (Drosophila)
Exons: 18
Coding region: 339-2912 (857 amino acids)
Biological process (GO): regulation of protein secretion; regulation of epidermal growth factor receptor signaling pathway
Cellular component (GO): endoplasmic reticulum membrane
Molecular function (GO): serine-type endopeptidase activity
Source: RefSeq, a predicted model, not a curated record